AGGCGCAUUUAAUUUUGAAUCAUAUCGAGCCAUACACUCCACCAAUUACAUUGCCCACAUGCAUGUACGUCAUAAAGACGUCACAAAAAACGCACCGCUCGCACCACAGCCAUUCACUCAUACACUUAUUCAUUCCAAUUUUUGUACAUGCGCCGACAUUACGCGCACAUUGUAAAAAGGAAUUAUAAACCAGUUUUCUAAAUACCGAAUUUUUCUUUUGUUCAUCGCGAACAAAAAUUGGCGACCGUGACAGGACACACAAAAUCAAGUUCUCGAGUCACAAGUUACUACAACAUUCGAGUUCGCAAGUUAAAGGAAGAAGGACACUUAAAGGUCACUGCCACGUGUGUUCAUCGACGCCCCUAAAUUGCCUAACUCCAAUGAGCAGCAGCAAGUCUAUGGUGUUUAGUGAACUCUGUGCAGCCAAAUCGUCCAUUGUCAAGCCGUUACAACGCAAACAAUCAACUACCAGAAGUCUCAAGUCUAAGCAACAGUCACGCGGCGUGCCGGUUGAACAAGUUUUUUUCCCCAGCAUCACAGCAUCGCUUGUCAGUCUGCCUAAAAGUGAGCCCGUUCCUAUUAUUUUCCUAGUCUAAUCCAUUUCAAUUAGUGCAACUGGUGACAGCAAAACUCUCAAAAGGCGUACCGGUACUGCGCAGCGUGGCGCGGCGCAGCGCGGCGCGUGCCCAGCUAUCAUCGCGUGACGUCAUCUAUUGUCUUCGCCACUACCUGAGCUCCCAGCGGUCGACCGCCGGGCGUCCGAUCAUCUGGUUUCAACCGGUUCAUCGACCGCUUGCCGUAAUCAAGAUAAGUGAGGAGCGUACCGUAUUGUUAAUUCUUUAUUUAAAUCACUUAAUCGAUUAACCUUAACCUACUAGACAAGAUAUCUUCAUCUAAUGGAGCCUAAAAACGAUGAUACAAAACUUUUAAAGGAUCUUAUAGUUAAACGCAGCAAUCUAAAAGGACGUUUAACAAGGUUUAAAAAUUUUAUAGAUGAAAUUCAAAGGCUAGAUAGCUUGUCUGACUUAGAUGUACGGAAGAUUGAGAUGAAGUUAUCUAGAUCCGAGGUUUUAUACAAGGAAUUCGAUGAGUUGCAGGCACAAUUCGAGUCCCUGCGGGUUGUCUCUUUAGAGUCCGAAUUAGCUUUGUGUGAAGCAAUCGAACAGGAUUUUGAUCACUAUAUUUCUCUUGCCAAAACUAUUUUAGCAAGUCAUCCAUCACCUAAUCAUAACGAAUCUACUUGUUCUAAUACAAUUGAAAAUAUCUCUUGCUGCGGUGAUGGUCAGGGUUUCAUGGGAUUUAAACUACCUGUUAUUAAAAUAUCAAACUUUAAUGGGACGUAUUAUAAGUGGCUUGAAUUCAAGGAAACUUUUAAUUCUUUAAUUCACAACAAUAAUAAAAUUAAAAAUAUUUAUAAGUUCCAUUAUCUCAAUUCAUACUUGGAUGGGGAAGCCGCUCGCGUCAUUAGUAAUUUAGAAGUUACUGAGAAAAACUAUAUUGCAGCCUGGAAACUCUUGUGCGAACGCUAUGAUAAUAAGCGUCAACUAAUCAAUACUCAUGUAAAAUCUCUAUUUACCUUCGAAACCGUACGAGAGACCGAUAAGUCACUACGUUUUAUUAUAGAUCAUGUAACUAAGAACUUGCGGGCUCUCGGUACGCUUGGACUACCCACAGACAAGUGGGACGUUUUGAUUAUUCAUAUGGUCACAGCAAAAUUAGACAAUAGUACAAUAUAUAAAUGGGAGGAACAUAAAAAUACAUUGUCAGAAAUUCCUACUCUAGAAGAAUUUUUUGCAUUUUUGAAAGGCCGUGCAGAUGUAUUAGAAACCGUUAGUCGUGGCAAACAAGAUAAGAGCAACAAUUGUAGACAAGUUGCUCCGACUAGCUCAAAUAAAAUCCAAGGGAAGACCUUCAUGUCUACAUCUAAUAAUAAAUCGUCUUCUUCCAAACGUAACUAUGAAUGCGUUGUGUGCAAGGGAAAUCAUCGCUUGUUUGAAUGCGCUACUUUCAAGGCUAAGACGCCUGAAGACAGGCAACUUACUGUAGCAUCACUGCGUUUGUGCGUCAAUUGUUUGAGAGCCGGUCAUGAUGUUGAAAGGUGUAAUCUCCCAGGGCACUGUCGUUCUUGCAAAAAACGCCACAAUACUUUACUGCACGUUUCUGUUACGCCUGAAUCAGAAGUAUCAGUGGAACAAGCAUCUAUCGUUAUGUCCACCUUAUCUAAUUCACUUCAAGUCUUACUGUGUACCGCUAGUGUAUACGUGUCAAAUCCCAUAACUAAUGAAACUGCUAAGGUUCGUGCUUUGCUUGAUAGUGGAAGCCAGUGUUCCUUCAUAACAGAGUCACUAAAGCUUCGACUCAAUCUAUGUACAGAACCGUCUAGUAUUGACGUAUAUGCAAUUGGCAAUACCCAACUUAACCUAAAUACAAAACGAUGUAAGAUACGCUUACAGUCUAGUGAUAGCUUAUUUACCGUCACAAUGUUUUGUCUUACACUGCCCAAAAUAUCAGAUAAUAUACCUAAAUUACCACUUAAAUUAAAAGGCCUAAAUUUAUCUAACUUUAAUUUAGCGGAUCCUAAUUUCCAUGAAUCAUCCCCUAUAGAUAUGCUGAUUGGCGCUGAUUUAUUUUGGGAAGUAAUAGGUUCCCAACAACAUUCCCUUAGUAACAAGGGACUUAUACUACGGAGCUCUAAGUUCGGAUGGCUUGUUGGAGGCUCUAUGUUUGUCCAAUGCGGCCCAAAAUUACCUAAUAAAGCUAUACGCUCCUGUCAUGCUUACCUUAAAGAAAAUUACAAUGAAUUGCCUGACUUAGAACACCAGGUGGCAAAAUUUUGGCAAUUAGAAAAUUUCCCACAAGCUACAUCUUACACAAGAGAAGAAAGCCUUUGUGAAAGGCAUUUUAUUACCACUACGACUCGUUUCGAUAACGGUCGCUUUUGUGUAGGUCUACCGCUUCGAGAUGAUCGUGAGUGCUUAGGUGACUCAUAUCAGUUAGCCAAGAAAAGGUUUUUUAAUUUAGAAUCACGCUUUAAAAAACAACCAAAACUAAAAGAAGCCUAUACAGAAUUUAUUCAUGAAUAUGCUGCUCUCGGCCAUCUAUCAGAAUCGUGUGAACAAAGGCCUGUAAACGCAUAUUUUCUACCCCAUCAUCCUGUUAUUAAGGAAAAAAGCGAGUCGACUAAGUUGCGAGUUGUUUUCGACGCUUCGGCUCGCACUACCUCUGGUCUGUCGAUUAAUGACCUGCAAAUGGUAGGCCCUACCAUACAAGACCCUUUAUUUAACAUUCUAUUAAGAUUCCGUCUUUACAAGUACAUCCUAUCUGGUGAUGUAGAGAAGAUGUUCCGCCAAGUAACCAUGAGAGAUACCGAUCGUGACCUUCAAUUAAUUCUAUGGCGUGAUAGCGAAAACAAACCUUUACGCACUUUGCGGCUAAAUACUGUAACAUAUGGAUUUUCUUCUGCAAGUUUUCUUACCACUAGGUGUAUUUGGCAAUUAGGAGAAGAAUGUUCAGAUCCUAAGAUAAAAACUAUUAUUCAGAACGAUACGUAUUGUGAUGAUCUUUUGACGGGUAGUGAUUCCCCACAAGAGCUACGAUACAUUCAACGCUCUGUCUCUGACGAGUUAGCUAAGGGUUGUUUUCAUUUAAGAAAAUAUAGGUCUAAUCUGCCUAGUCUUUUUACAGAUUCUUAUGACAUUGAGCAGGGUUGUUUAACUAUCAGCCAUGCCUCGAGUACAUUAGGUAUUGGCUGGUGUCCUACUUCAGACGAGUUACAUUUUCCAUUUCAAUCAUCAAAUUUAACACUGAUAACCAAAAGAUCUAUUCUUUCUUCUAUCAGUAAAAUAUUCGAUCCAUUAGGACUACUAUCGUUAUAUACUAUUAAAUUUAAAAUUGUUUUGCAAAGGUUAUGGGUUCUAAAAUUAGGUUGGGAUGAACCAGUGCCUAAUGACAUCCACAAUCUUUGGAAAACGUUUUGUCAAAAAAUUACUUACUUAUCAGAGCUUAAAAUUCCUAGAUUAACUUUAAUUAACAAUAAUGUUCUAAUUGAAAUGCAUUGUUUUUGUGAUGCUUCCCAACAAGCUUAUGGAGUAUGUAUAUACCUAAGGUCCAUUGAUUCAAAGGGAUCCAUUCAAGUACAUUUAUUAUGUGCCAAGGCACGUGUAGCGCCUAUUAAGGCUACCACUAUUCCUAGGCUAGAGCUAUGUGCUGCUACUUUAGGUGCACAGUUAAGCUCAGCAGUAGUAAGGACUUUACGACGUCCCAUUGAUCGUCAUAUUUAUUGGACGGACUCGCGUGUAGUUCUAGGAUGGAUUUUUACAUCCAAUAAAACAAAAACAUUUGUGGCCAAUCGUGUUGCAGCAAUAAAUGAACUUACAGAAUCUACAUCUUGGCGUUACGUGCCCACAAGUUUAAAUCCUGCAGAUCUCGCCUCACGAGGCGUGGAGCCACAAAAUAUAUCCUCCUCGCAUUCAUCUUUAUGGUGGCGUGGACCUCCAUUUCUUUCACAAUCGGAAUCUUCGUGGCCUUCGACGUCGAAGCAUAGUUUAUCUGAGCUCCCUGAACUAAAAUCAACUUCAGUUUUUGGGCUAGAAAUUACGCCUUCGGCAAAGGUAGUGGAUUUUUAUAAAUUUUCUAAAUUAUAUAAACUCCAACGAAUUUAUGCAACGGUACUAAGAUUUAUACACAAUUGUCAUAAAGGCAAAAAUAUGACGGGAGCUCUACAAGCUAAGGAACUCAAACAUUCUCUUAGCGUUCUUACGAAAAUUGCUCAAAAGGAAUCCUUUCCCGAGGAACUAAGUCGCUUACAAAAUAAGAAAACUCUACCAAUAAAGGCAGCGUUAACAUCCCUCAAUCCUUUUAUAGACUCAGAAGGAUUUCUUCGUGUAGGAGGCCGUAUACCUAGCUCGCAUUACUCCUACGAUAAAAGGCACCCUAUUUUACUAAAGUCCGCUCACCCAUUGACUAAGUUAAUAUUUCAAGCCGAACAUGAGCGCCUCUUACAUGCUGGACCCCAACAGCUGCUCGCAUCUCUUAGAGAUCGUUACUGGCCUAUCGGGGGCCGCCAAUUAGCUAGGAAUGUUGUUCGCAAUUGUUUUACAUGCCGCAGAUUUGGGGCACAAACUUUAUCUAAUAUGAUGGGCAACUUACCAAACGAUCGUGUAGAAAAUGACUUUCCUUUUAUUACUGUUGCCACUGAUUUUGCUGGACCAUUUCUAAUCACUGAUCGUAAGGGUAGGGGAUGCAAAAUAACAAAAUGUUAUUUAUGCAUUUUUGUAUGCUUCCGAUAUAAAUGCAUUCACCUUGAAGCCGUCAGUGAGCUCUCUAAGGAGGCAUUUAUAUUGACACUAAAAAGAUUCAUAUCUCGCAGAGGUAUACCUAAUGUAAUCUAUUGUGAUAAUGGGCGUAAUUUUGUGGCAACUGCCAAAGAAUUAACAAAAUUUUUACAAACUCACCGCGACUCGAUUUGUGAUUAUGCAGCUCGUCGAGGUAUCGAGUUUAAAUUCUCUCCCGCGUACGCUCCUCACUUUAAUGGAUUAGUAGAGGCCGGAGUGAAAUCGGCAAAAUUCCAUAUCAAGCGCGUUUUAGGAAAUGCACACCUAACUUUCGAAGAACUUUCGUCAUUGUUUGCACAAGUUGAGGCCAUCCUCAAUAGCCGACCCCUUUGUCCUCUCAGUCCGUCUCCGAACGAUCUCCAACCUCUCACUCCCGCUCACUUUUUAAUCGGCAGACCGCUGACAUCUCUACCAUCACCAAAUUUCAUGGAAUAUAAUACCAAUCGUCUUGACCGUUUCCAGCGUUUGGAGCAGACCAAACAACACUUCUGGCAGCGUUGGGCUAAAGAAUACGUUGUGGAGCUCCAGCAGCGCUCCAAGUGGCAGAUCAAAUGCAAGGAUUUGAAGCUUAACGAUCUUGUUAUAAUAAAGGAGGACAAUCAGCCCCCUCUAUGUUGGCGUUUAGGCCGCAUAGCCAAACUGUUUCCAGGGUCCGACGGAAUCCCUAGAGUCGCAGAUAUAUCUACAGCUCAAGGAGUAGUAAGGAGAGCUAUCAACCGUAUUUGCGUCUUACCGACUACACCAGAGGAGUCAAAUUGAAGAAGGAUAGAGUUGAAGGUUCAAGCUUCAACGGCGGGGAAGAUGUCGACGCCGGUAUUCCCUAAUGUCGACCGUAUCGCCUUUGCUUUAAGGCGCAUUUAAUUUUGAAUUAUAUCGAGCCAUACACUCCACCAAUUACAUUGCCCACAUGCAUGUACGUCAUAAAGACGUCACAAAAAACGCACCGCUCGCACCACAGCCAUUCACUCAUACACUUAUUCAUUCCAAUUUUUGUACAUGCGCCGACAUUACGCGCACAUUGUAAAAAGGAAUUAUAAACCAGUUUUCUAAA
Manduca sexta (tobacco hornworm) is the source of this 6384-nucleotide messenger RNA. RefSeq lists its product as uncharacterized. The record is from RefSeq and is a predicted model, not a curated record. The transcript is spliced from 2 exons. Gene Ontology annotation, biological process: DNA integration. Bases 897 to 6092 code for a protein of 1731 amino acids. Gene Ontology annotation, molecular function: nucleic acid binding. Lineage: Eukaryota; Metazoa; Arthropoda; Insecta; Lepidoptera; Sphingidae.